This is a messenger RNA of Colletotrichum truncatum, 972 nucleotides long. RefSeq names its product alpha-L-arabinofuranosidase axhA. The record is from RefSeq and is a predicted model, not a curated record. Gene Ontology annotation, molecular function: alpha-L-arabinofuranosidase activity. Gene Ontology annotation, biological process: L-arabinose metabolic process. NCBI's taxonomy places the organism in Eukaryota, Fungi, Ascomycota, Sordariomycetes, Glomerellales, Glomerellaceae.
AUGAGAUUCUCCGACAUUGCCCCCGCCGGCAUUCUGCUCGCCUCAGCAGCAGGCGUCGCAGCGCAAUGCAGUCUCCCCUCGACCUACUCCUGGACAUCAACGGGUCCCCUUGCGAACCCCAAGUCAGGCUGGGCCUCCCUGAAGGACUUCACCGCCGUCCCCUACAACGGGCAGCACCUCGUGUACGCCACGACCCACGACCAGGGCUCGUCCUGGGGGUCGAUGAACUUUGGCCUCUUCUCCGACUGGUCUCAGAUGGCCUCGGCUAGCCAGAACGCCAUGACGAACUCGGUCGUCGCGCCGACCCUUUUCUUCUUCCGCCCCAAGAACAUCUGGGUGCUGGCGUACCAGUGGGGCCCGACGGCCUUCUCAUACAGGACCUCGAGCAACCCCACCAACGGGAACGGCUGGUCGGCCGCGCAGCCCCUCUUUUCCGGCACUAUCUCGGGCUCCAGCACGGGGCCGAUCGACCAGACGCUCAUCGGCGACAGCCAAAACAUGUACCUCUUCUUCGCCGGCGACAACGGCAAGAUCUACAGAGCCAGCAUGCCCAUCGGCAACUUCCCCGGCAACUUUGGCUCCUCGUCCCAGGUCAUCCUCAGCGACACGACCAACAACCUCUUCGAGGCCGUGCAGGUGUACACCGUCAAGGGCCAGAACAGGUACCUCAUGAUCGUCGAGGCCGUCGGCGCCAACGGGAGGUACUUCCGGUCCUUCACUGCCACCAGCCUCGGCGGCUCGUGGACCCCGCAGGCCGCCACCGAGAGCAGGCCCUUCGCCGGCAAGGCGAACAGCGGCGCCACCUGGACCAACGACAUCAGCCACGGCGACCUGGUCCGCAGCGACCCCGACCAGACCAUGACCGUCGACCCGUGCAACCUGCAGCUGCUUUACCAGGGACGUGCCCCGAACUCUGGUGGUGAUUAUGGCAGACUCCCUUACAGGCCUGGUCUGCUUACGCUGAAGAAGUAA